AUCUGUCUCUCUUCUGUACUCACACCAAUUCCAUUAUUAUUAUCUUCUUUUUCUUUUUCAUUUCCAAAUUUGUCACACAAACACACCCAAACUCAAAAUCAAACACUCUUCCACAUAUUUCUGCUUAUAUAUAUAAUAAUAUAAAAAAUUUAUAUGCUUACAUUUUUUCUGUAUCUAUAAAUCAACCAAUGGCAGAAUCAACAACAAAAUACAUGCCAGUACACAAUGGAUUUUCAUCAUCACAAUCAUCACAAGAUAUACAUAAAUUCACAAACAUAUUUUCAUUAUUUAAAAAAACUAAAAAAACUAAAACUUUUGCUUAUAUUUUCAUCUCAAUUUUUAUAGCUUUUACUGUUUUUUUAGCUUUUAAUCCUUCUCCUAAUAAUCCUUCUUCUCCUUGGUUUUCAAAUAUUUUUUCAAGUACAACUCUUCAAGCCAAUAGUACAACUUCUUCUUCUUCAAUUAGAUCUCAUUUUUCUUCUAUUUAUUCUUAUCUUUUUAAUUCCACUGUUUCUGGAUCUGUAACUGUUGAUGAUACAAGUUUUACACACAGUGAAGGUGUAUUUACACACAGUGGUGGUCAAAUUAGGUCAAAUCAGUCAACACACAGUGAAGGUGUAGUAGGUGAAAAAAAAGGUGUGAAUCAGACUGUGAUUACACACAGUGAAGGUGUAGUAGGUGAGAAAAAAAGUGUGAAUCAGACUAGAGUGCAAAAUGUAACACACAGUGAAGGUGUGGUAGGUGAAACUGUAAAAAAGUUAAAUCAGUCAGUUACUGGUAAAUUUGGGUUAAAAUCGGCCGAAAACGAUAAGGCGAAAAAUGAGGAGGAGGAAAUGGUGAAGAAAUUGGUGAAAUGUGAUAUGUUUGAUGGAGAAUGGGUGAAGGAUGAAAGUUAUCCAUUGUAUAAACCAGGAUCAUGUUCUUUAAUUGAUGAACAAUUUAAUUGUUAUAAUAAUGGUAGACCUGAUAAAGGGUUUCAAAUGCUUAAAUGGAAACCAAAAGCUUGUACUUUACCUAGGUUGGAUGGAAGUAAGAUGUUGCAAAUGUUGAAGGGGAAACGGUUGGUUUUUGUUGGUGAUUCGUUGAAUAGAAAUAUGUGGGAAUCGCUGAUUUGUAUCCUUAAAAACUCGGUAAAAGAUCAAACAAAAGUUUAUGAAGCAUCAGGCAGGCACCAUUUUAGAUCGGAGCCUUCUUAUUCAUUUGUUUUUAAGGAUUACAAUUGUACAGUUGAGUUUUUUGUGGCUCCAUUUAUAGUUAGAGAAUCUGAAACAAAAGACAAAAAUGGAACAAAGAAGGAGACGCUUCGGCUUGAUUUAGUUGGUACCUCAGCCGAUCAGUACAAACAGGCUGACAUUAUUGUUUUCAACACGGGCCAUUGGUGGACUCAUGAAAAAACCUCCAAAGGGAAAGAUUAUUAUCAAGAAGGUAGCCAUGUCUACAAUGAGCUUAACGUUUUGGAGGCAUUCCGUAAAGCCAUGACAACAUGGGGAAGAUGGGUCGACGCGCAUAUAAAUCCCAGCAAAACUCUUGUCUUCUUUCGUGGUUAUUCUGCUUCUCAUUUCAGAGGAGGGCAAUGGAAUUCCGGAGGGCAAUGUGACAAUGAAGUCGAGCCUAUAAAGAACACAACUUACUUAUCACCAUAUCCUGACAAGAUGAAGACAUUGGAGAAGGUUUUAAGAGGGAUGAAAACCCGAGUCUCGUAUCUAAACAUAACAAGAUUAACAGAUUUUCGAAAAGACGGGCACCCUUCAAUUUACAGAAAGCAGCAUUACUCUGAAGCAGAAAGAAGAUCGCCAUUGCACUUUCAAGAUUGCAGCCACUGGUGUCUUCCUGGUGUUCCGGAUUCCUGGAAUGAGAUACUGUAUGCUCAGAUUUUGGCAAAACAAUACCAAAAUCAACAACAAAAGAAUUAGGUAAAAAAAUACUCGUAUAAAUAUACACGCGCUGUGUCUCUGUUCGGGUCAAGUUGAGUUGACUCGGGUCGAGUUGUGUAGAGUUGAGUUUAAUCAAAAUUUUACUACCGAUCUCAAAAAUGUGAAUUAACCACCCUUAUUUUUGUUCCGCUGGGGAAUUUAUAUAUAGAAAAACAAGUAAGCAGAUGAUCCAAGAAGAGUUGUUUAUAUUA
This is a messenger RNA of Erigeron canadensis, 2125 nucleotides long. RefSeq names its product protein trichome birefringence-like. Bases 189 to 1913 code for a protein of 574 amino acids. The record is from RefSeq and is a predicted model, not a curated record. Lineage: Eukaryota; Viridiplantae; Streptophyta; Magnoliopsida; Asterales; Asteraceae. Gene Ontology annotation, cellular component: Golgi apparatus. Gene Ontology annotation, molecular function: O-acetyltransferase activity. The transcript is spliced from 5 exons.